AUGGACUUGAAAAGAAGCCGUUUUCCAGAAGAAACGAUCCUCGCCUUUGUGGAUGUGAUUUCGAGCCUCUCCCUAUGCAGUGUUGACAUUGACGACAUCCCGGCUGCCAUGCAAAAUGUCUCCUCAUCGGAGCGCAAGGCACACCAGCACGAUCAGCCCUCCUCCGAACGCUACUUCCAGCAUAGAUCUGAUAGCUACGCGGGCAGUACGGCCUCUUCCGGCCAUGAGGCUCAAGCUGGAAUCACCCAGGACCCGAUGAUGGUCGAGUCGGCCAACGGUGUCAGCGCUGGACGUGCGAAUGCGAUCGGAACCCUGGCCCGAAUUAUAUGCAGCAAGCGCUCCUCCGAAUCCCUUCCAAACGCGCACCUUGCCCAAUUUUACGCCAUGGUUUAUGAAGCACUUGUGGAGAAGGAUCGGCUCGUGCUGUGCUCCCUUUUUUACUAUGGUCAUUCGCUCUUCCGCUUGGGUCUCCCCGGCGUUGAGGCAUUGCUGCCGCAUUGGCUCUUCGCUCUCGAUGUCAUCCUAAUCGAGAGCAGCAAAUUGAGACUUCAUCCCUCUUUCCCGGAAACCGACAUCCGAACCCAUUGCCUUCGGUCCCUGGCCACGGUCAUCAGCUGGCCCACCGUCUAUGGCAUGACGAAAAUGACGCAAUCACCGGCUGGCGCGAAUCUGAAGUCAGCGGCCGCCACCUAUCUCCACCUGCGCCCCAGAAUGUACAAAACAUUAAUCUUCAGCCUGCGCAACGAGACCGACGCCGCCAAUUUGCAGCAGACUCUUGCGAUGACGUCGAUUCUCGUGGUGGAAAGCGCCGCUUAUGACCUUGGCCUCAGCGAAGAACAAGCAAAGGAUAUGAUGAGAAUUUCUGCAUCACUCAGCCAGAACCAACCCGAGAAAGGCCUCUGCGGCUCGUUCGUCCGUGGCCUCAUCUCGGCCGUUUGCGACCGGUUGUCACGUCCGGAAUGGGCUGGCGACUUCUCCAUCUGCCUUUCGGCUAUUGACGUCCUUCACACAAUCUCUUCAUUACACCAGAGCGUCCUCUUCUCGAAUCGGGAUAUGUCUGCCGGUUCGUUGAUUAUCUCAUCGCUGUGCCGCUUCAUCGAGACGCAGCUGAUGAAGCCGCCCCCGCUUCAUAGCAAGGAUCUGCACUCAAGCGUAGUCGCUGCAUAUUCUUGCAUCGUCGCCUGGUUGGUGGCGGCGCCGAUGCUUGCUGAAUGCGAGAGCGUCUUGAAUACGGUGGCCGAAGCAGUGCAGCUCGGCGUGACAGGGGUCCGACGGCACGACGAGAAAACGGUGGAACGGAAGGCGGCUAGCAAACGUGUGCUGGACGCUGCCGAAUAUUUGCUGUUCUCGUUGUUUUGUGUAGUUGGCCGGAAGCCGUCACCGAUCGGAGAUGAAGCCCGACUGGCGCAAGAAUACGGCACGUCUGCCAUCGAUCUCUCGAAAUUCGCUCAUUUCCUUGUCAACGGCGAUACUCUGCUGUCAAUUCAUGAGGCGACGCAUAUACCGGAGGUCUUCAAAGGUUCCGCAUGCGUUUUGUACGUGCGUAGGACACCGAUGCAGGCAGCGACCAUUGGGAUUGGCAGACUUUUGCCUACUUCUGAAGCCCUGGCUGCAGGUGGAUUGCAAGAAAAAUCUGGAAAUGGACCGACGAAGGAUGGGCCGUCGAUAUCCAGCAGCGGCGCGUCAACGCCCACCACUCCCUCAAGCCUCGUAGCGCCUCCAGUGGCUCGCCAACCAGCUCCACAACCGCCUAGCCUGGCUGAGCAGUUUGUGAUUCCGGAGGAGUUCCAUAAAAGCUGCUGUAAACUCGACUCAUCCCUGGCCGAACUCAAGAUGACCCCCGAAGUAGAAGCCAUCAUGUCAAAAUUAUCAGACCCAAAACCCACGCGCCACGACGAACGUAACAUCUGGGCUGCCCUAACUGAAGAACAACGAAAAGCAACCCCGGUCCAACCUGCCGCCACCUGCGAUUCCCUACGCAUAUUCCUCUACGACAUGGGCCUCGUCCACAAAGACAUCUUUGGAUCUGAGCUCAUCUACCUCGAUCCGGCCCAAAGUCCGAGCUUCUACCACGACCUCCACAGAGUAGUCGACAGCUGCCCGGCGAGAACCCUCCAAACUGUCCAUAUUUUCUAUGUAAAAGUCGGCCAACGAAGCGCUGUCGAUAUUCUAGAAAACGCGCUCAACAUUCAGAACACAUCAUCUGAAUUCUGCACGUUGUUGGCUGAACUUGGCGAAGGCGUCGAAGUUGGUCAGCAUGGCGGCUGGACCGGACAUUGGAGCACUGCGUACGCUUCUCAUCAGGGGCCGACGCAAGAGCGCAGCGUCAUUGAUCACUAUAUUUUGGAUGGAAUCACGCAUGCGUUGUCCUGGACCGGACCCACGGCCGAGAUCGCUUUUAUAACGCCUUCGGAGCGAAGUGUCCGGAUUUUUAAGCAAGACCUGCCGCCACCGACGUCGGCUCGUCGUGCUUCGCUGAAAUCGUAUUCUGGGCAUACGUCGUCGGAAGAUGCGUUGCAGCCACGUUUGGAUCCAUACUACGGAGCAAGAACAAAGAGCAACAUCUCCACGAUGAGCAGCGACAGCGAAUUCCCGACACCAUCGUCGACGUCACAGAGUGGUGCGGCGCGGCGAAGCGGAGAGCUACGCAUCUUGACGGUUUGGUUGGAACGCCAAGAGGACAUUGGCCACUUCCCGAUUGAUGAUCUGCUACCAACAUGCGACGAUGGAGCUGAAAAGCUGACGAACGGUUCUUCUCCGCUGCCGACCGCAAAGCCAUCCUACAUCAUCAUCUUCCUCUAUUCCGUCGAGCCGGGCUUGGUUCAAGUAGCUUUCCGAGGGACACCGACGAGAUUCGGCGACCCGGGCCCACUUAUUGACGGUGUCGUCGUCUCUGCUUUGUGCUUACCCGCCCUGCUUCGUUUGACCGUCCUCAAUAUCACAAACCGUAGCGUUGCCGAGGCGGAAAACCAUCAAAUGACCCACAUCAAACGCCGACAAGCCAUUGCCGACUUUGGCAAACGCUACGCAUCCCCCAUGAAAUAUGAAGAUUUCCUGAUCAAAUUGAUGCAACGCAGC
Mesorhabditis spiculigera is the source of this 3078-nucleotide messenger RNA. Lineage: Eukaryota; Metazoa; Nematoda; Chromadorea; Rhabditida; Rhabditidae. The record is from the annotation of a GenBank genome assembly.